CCGGCCCGCUCCGCUCCGCCGUGUCAAGAAGUUUUUUCCGAGUCCACCGCGCCGUGUUUGGAGCGUCCGGAGCGCCGCUUUCCUCUCUAAACAACAACACACACAUACAGAGGAAAAAAAAAAAAAAAAAAAAGAGAACCGGGGCCCGGGGCUGACGGUGGCGGCGGCGGCACACGGAGGAGCGCGAGGCGGACCCGGACGCAGCCAUGGACGGUGUGUACGGAUGGAACGUGCCCACACUCAACCCAGUCCAGGCAGCCAACCCCUUCAUCGAGAUCAUCGAGCAGCCCAAGCAGCGGGGGAUGAGGUUCAGGUACAAGUGUGAGGGGCGCUCGGCCGGCAGCAUCCCCGGAGAGAAGAGCAACGACACCACCAAGACCCACCCGGCCAUCAAAGUGCACAACUACAGCGGGCCGCUGCGCGUGCGCAUCUCCCUGGUGACCAAGAACGCGCCGUACAAGCCCCACCCCCACGAGCUGGUGGGGAAGGACUGCAAGCACGGUUACUACGAGGCCGACCUGCAGGAGAGGCGCAUCCACAGCUUUCAGAACCUGGGAAUCCAGUGCGUGAAGAAGAAGGACGUGAACGAGGCCAUCACCUGCAGACUGCAGACCAACAACAACCCCUUCAACAUUCCCGAGCCGAAGGUGUGGGAGGAGGAGUUUGACCUGAACUCGGUUCGGCUGUGCUUCCAGGCCUCCAUCACCCUGGCCACGGGGGAGCUCUUCUCCCUGGAGCCCGUGGUCUCCAAGCCCAUCUUUGACAACCGAGCUCCCAACACAGCUGAGCUGAAGAUCUGCAGAGUCAACCGCAACUCUGGAAGCUGCAAAGGAGGCGACGAGAUCUUCCUGCUGUGCGACAAAGUGCAGAAAGAGGACAUCGAGGUGCGCUUCUUCCAGGACUCAUGGGAGGGCAAGGGCACCUUCUCCCAGGCGGACGUCCACAGGCAGGUGGCCAUCGUGUUCCGCACGCCGCCGUACCGCGACACCAACCUGACCGAGCCGGUCAGGGUGAAGAUGCAGCUGCGCCGGCCCUCCGACCGGGAGGUCAGCGAGCCCAUGGACUUCCAGUACCUGCCGGCGGACCCGGAUGAGUACAGGCUGACUGAGAAGAGAAAACGCACGGGAGAGAUGUUCCAGGGCCUGAAGCUGGGGCCCAUGCUCUCCACCGUGUCUAUUCCACAAGACCGGCGGCACAUAAACCAGGCGCGGCGGACCGUCACGGCCAAGCCCCCGCCCAUGAUGGCACAAGCCGCGCCUGUGGCGCCCCCUGGUGUCAGCGGAGCCAAACCUCAACUGGCCUUCUCCUACGGCCAGCCGGGCCAGCUCUUCUCCGUCCAGCCCAAGGCGGAGUCCUCCCCCUCCCUCUCCGCAGUGACCACCAGCCAGACGGUGAAGAGCAUGGAGGGCCUGAACCUGGGCCCCCAGUCCAAAGCCACUCCGGUCAACGUCUUCACUCUGAGUGGACCGGCGGCCCCCGCCCCCUCCUCCUCCUCCGCCGCCGCCCCCACGUCCUCGGCUCACCAGGACUACUCAACUGUCAACCUGUCUGACCUUCACGAGUUCUUCCCCUCCAUCGCCCCGGAGGCGCCGCCCCCUCAGGGCGCCGCCGGCCCCCCGCAGGGCUCCGCCGGGCCCUUCGGCUUCAGGGUGGACGGGGACGAGGACAUCCCGGAGUUCCCCAGCUUCUCCGAGGCUCAGGGCCACGGCACGCUGGACAGCUUGAACAUGGACGACUUCGAGGACCUGCUGAGCCACCGCCUCCUGAACGAUCCCCCGGGCCCCUGCCAUCCCUCCGCCGCCUCUACCGCCUCCACCGCCGCCGCCGCGCAGAACAGCUCGGCCUCCGACAACCCGGGAAGCCCCUAUAUGAACUACCCCAACAGCAUCGUGCACCUGCUGCAGAACCAGAACAUCAUGGACAUGGCGCCCAGCAGCGGCGGCGGCGGCGGCCACCGGCCCCCCGUGCUGGACGACUUCGACGAGCUGAUGUCGGCCGACGAAGACCGCCUCAUCUCCAUCUUCACCAGCGGAAGCCACGCCGGAUUCGUGUCGGGACACCAGACUUAGAUCUGCGUGCCGUUUCAUUUCUCGCCCCCUCUAAAUACCACACUUUUUUUUUUUUUUUUUUUUUCCAAAACCUGCCCCUUCAGGACUCCUGUUGUUGCUUUUCCAAACAAAACGAGGACGAGCCGGAGGAGAGAGAACGUAGCAGAAAGACUCGUGGCGGUAGUCUCCUAGUUGGUUUUGCACAGCUUUAUAUACGUGUCCAACAUGAUAGACAUCGUCCCACUCAAAUCAAAACUAUUGAUCAGUGUCAAUAUGAGAUUUUUUUUUUUUUUUAAAGACUUCAGAUACUUUAAUCUCUCAUCGAAGCUGUUUUUCAUUUAACAUGUGCAGCUUGUUUUUUUUUAUAUACUGUCAUUUGAACAGUUUUAUGUAGCUGUGGUCACGGAAAUGCUCAAGUUUAUUCUGCCUUUUUGUUAUUUUAAAGGUACACUAUGUAAGGUUGUAGUAACAUGCAUUACUUAUUCUGUUCUUUACUCAAAAAGUUCCACUUUUAUUGCUUUUUUUUUUCCUUCUUCCUCGGUUUAUAAACCGAGAUACCAAAGUGACUGAUCACACACUCUUAUUGCCCGAGUGUGUAGCUUCUCAUCAGACAUGAGAAAAUGCUCAACAGGAAGUAGUCAAUUAUUGUUAUUUUAUAACGUUAUGGUUCUGUAAUUUCACCUGAAUUUCUGUGAACUGAACACUUGUAAACCUUUCAGGUGAUUUUAUAAAGGAAAAUAACUUUAAUCAGAACUACACCGAUGCCAGAGGAGAAAUCCUACAUUUUUUUAUCUUGUACUCUGCUUCAAAACUAUUACAGUACGUCAAAUUCAAACGCCGAAAUUUCUUUCUGAACGAGUCGUGAAAUUUAAAGCCAUCUCUACUUCAGCACUUACAGUCACUAAUAAAUCCAGUUUGCGGUCACAGCGCAACAAUCUCAUCUGAGACUCGGCGUCUCCAGAAUACGCAGCAGUGAGUUUCUGUUUUGGUCACAGAAGAGACUCACUGUUCCACCUAAUGUCUAGAAGCGGUAUUGCGAGAGUUUGUAUGCUACUUUUGGGUUGUUUUGUAGAAAGAUUACAUACUGUACCUUUAAAUGUGUGAUUUUUUUUUUGGGGGGGGGGUGGAUUCCCUCUCUUGAUAUUUUCUGGAAGUUGGCAAGUUGUUCAAAUGAAGGUUUAAAUGUAAAUAAGCAUCAGUAACUGCAGCUUAUGUCAUUUCAAUACUGGCGACAACCGGUUCUCACUGUAGAAAAAGAUACUUUAGCAGGGGUUUGUUCAUCGUCAGGGAAACCACAAUUUAAAGUCCCAAAUCAAGACGAGAAAUCAAUCUUAGUUACAUCUGAUUAGGUAGGUUCAAGGUGUGAAAAUGAAUAUAAUUCUGAUUUUCCAAUUAUCAAGAAAUUGAAUAAUUCCGACACUGCAAAUCAAAAUACGCAAUUUGUUAGUUGAAGGGCAUUUAAUCUCUACACUCAAAGACAAGGCAAGGCUCAGCAACAUGCAGCCCUGACGCCACAAAACAUGCCAUCAACCGUGCAUUUUCAUCAGUUUAAAAAAAAAAAAAAACAUGGCUGUCUACCUAAGUAUCCAUAUCUUUUCACAGUCAUCUCGAUGUAAUUGUGCCUUUUUUCGUUGCAUUGAAUGACCAUGAUCAUCUGAAACAAUAAAAUAAAACACCACAUGGAACA
This is a messenger RNA of Salarias fasciatus (jewelled blenny), 3735 nucleotides long. It is a transcript of the gene rela, whose product is annotated as v-rel avian reticuloendotheliosis viral oncogene homolog A. Bases 207 to 2069 code for a protein of 620 amino acids. Gene Ontology annotation, biological process: cellular response to stress; response to cytokine; inflammatory response. Gene Ontology annotation, cellular component: cytoplasm; nucleus. NCBI's taxonomy places the organism in Eukaryota, Metazoa, Chordata, Actinopteri, Blenniiformes, Blenniidae. Gene Ontology annotation, molecular function: DNA-binding transcription factor activity, RNA polymerase II-specific; RNA polymerase II cis-regulatory region sequence-specific DNA binding. The record is from RefSeq and is a predicted model, not a curated record. The transcript is spliced from 11 exons.